Molecule: messenger RNA, 1753 nt
Organism: Hermetia illucens (black soldier fly)
Lineage: Eukaryota; Metazoa; Arthropoda; Insecta; Diptera; Stratiomyidae
Gene: eIF2Bdelta
Product: translation initiation factor eIF-2B subunit delta
Exons: 7
Coding region: 177-1700 (507 amino acids)
Source: RefSeq, a predicted model, not a curated record
UAGGGGGAAAUGUCUCUAUCAUCCUAUAUGGGAAUGACAGUUUCAAAAAGUUCAGUUCCGCGGUGUUUCUAUUUCUAAAGUUAUUUUGGUUUGGAAGUGACAUUUUGUGGGAGCGUGUUGGAAGUUGGCAACUUUCUUCAGUUAAAUCAUUGGCGAAAUUACUAGUCGAGAUAACAAUGUCUAAACCUGCAGAAAAAGGGUCUACCGAUAAAAAAACUGAUUUAUCGGAAAACAAGCUCAGUCGUGAAGAAGUUAAAGCACAACGUGAAGCAAAGAAAGCAGCUAAGCUAGCCAAGAAAAAGGGCAAGGAUGACACUAAUAGCGGUGAAGCAGUUCCCAAAGACAAUAAAAGUCAAUCAAAAGAUGCUAACAAAGCCGUCGGUGAUGCGAAAGCACCUGCUCCAGCGAAAAGUAAUAAAGGUCCCGCAAAAGAACCCAGCAGUCCUGGAAAAGCUGAUGCUAAGAAGCCCACGAAUGCAAAUGAAAAGAAUAAACAAACAAAUCAAAAAGUGGAUCGUGCACCGCAAAAACAGCCAACUAAGCCUGCCCAACAAAAGCAAUCAGCUAAACCGAACAAUGGAAAUGAGACUUCCAAACCAGAACCUGCUAAAACAGAAAUUAUACCAGCCACGCCUCGAACAAAGCAGAAGAAAUAUAAAGCCAAAUUGUUUAAUCAUUUGAACGGAGAUACAAAGGCUCACAAAUUAUUUAUAAAUAAUACAGCUGUGCAUCCAUCAAUUAUCCGUGUAGGCGAACAAUACUUAAAUCGAAGCGUUACAGGAUCAAAUGCCCGUUGCAUCGCUUUUUUGUACGCUAUUAGAACGAUUAUUCAAGAUUAUGUCACUCCACCGAACCAAGAGUUUUCUCGAGGUUUAGAAGCAAACAUCAAGAACUAUGUGGAUUACUUGCAAAACUUCAGGCCAUUGGCAGUUUCAAUUAUCAAUGCUUAUAAAUAUAUUAAGUAUAUCCUAACUCAACUGCCAACAAACUCGACUGAUUCGAAACUCAAGGAAAACCUUUGUGAACUUAUUGACGCCUACAUCAGGGAUCAGAUUGAUAAGGCGGCAGAAGCAAUCAGUAGCACGGUUCAGGAGAAGAUUUGCAAUGGGGAUGUGAUUCUAACAUUUGGAUGCUCGUCUCUUAUAAAUCAUAUCCUGGAGGAAGCACACCGUCGAAACGUAGACUUCCGUGUCAUCAUCGUCGAUUGCGGGCCUUUCCUUGAAGGUCAGGAGCUUCUACGUCGUCUGAUUUCAAAAGGAAUAUCAUGCACGUGCGUACUUAUCAAUGCAAUUGGCUUUAUAAUGCCAGAAGUAACGAAAGUUCUUCUCGGUGCACAUGCCCUUCUAGCCAAUGGCUAUGUAAUGGCUCGGACUGGAACGGCACAAAUUGCGUUGGUAGCGCGUUCUUUCAAUGUUCCGGCGCUGGUAUGCUGCGAAACGCAUAAGUUCAGUGAACGUGUGCAAACGGACGCAAUCGUAUUUAAUGAGUUGGGGAAUCCAGAAGAUAUUGUGAAAGAAUCGAACAUAAAAGAGAAGCGUUUGGCCAAUUGGCAAUCAUUUCAGAAGCUUUACCCCUUGAAUUUGAUUUAUGAUAUCACACCCCCUGAACUGGUAAGUGCUGUAGUGACCGAGGUGGCUAUAUUGCCUUGUACUAGUGUUCCUGUCAUUUUGCGAAUCAGACCAACUGAAAUUUUGUAUUAGACUCAGCUUGUGAUACACAUGGUUCGAGUGUUUAAUAAAUCUGAUUUUAUAAA